Messenger RNA from Lycium ferocissimum, 1266 nucleotides. RefSeq names its product fasciclin-like arabinogalactan protein 21. The coding region runs from base 30 to 1094 and encodes 354 amino acids. Lineage: Eukaryota; Viridiplantae; Streptophyta; Magnoliopsida; Solanales; Solanaceae. The record is from RefSeq and is a predicted model, not a curated record. The transcript has a single exon.
CACUUCCACCAUCCCCAACAGCAUCACCCAUGACAUCACCUUCUUCACUCUUCCCAAACAUACUCUCUUCCCUCGGUUUCCAACAACUCUCCACCGCCGCCACGUCAUCCAAUCUCUCAACUCCCAUCACAAUCUUCGCCCUCACCGACUCAUCUCUCAUCACCUGCCCAACAUGCUCUCUCCCAUUACUCCUUCAAGAACACUCUAUCCCAGGCCUUUAUCCACUUCACUAUCUCCGCUCAUUAGCUUUCGGCACUAAACUCGAAACCCUAGCUCCUAAUCGCUGCUUAACCGUUACUCUCUCCACCACUAAUCUCAACCCUAAAAUCUUCAUCAACGGCGUUGAAAUCACUCAACCUGAUCUAUUCAACAACGGAUUUAUACUCAUACACGGCUUACGUGGCUUUGUUUCACAUCUCUCGCCACUUUCAUGCAAUGUUGAACGAAUGAAUUCAUUAUCAUUUGAUUCGUUUACGUUUACUCCUCCUAUAUCUUCGGUAUCUUCUAUAAUGCGGUUCAUGUUAAAGGAUGCGAUUAUUAGGUUACGUAACAACGGUUACAGUAUUGUAGCGUUAGCGUUAAGAGUUAAGUACGCUGAGCUUUCUGAGCUUAAAUCAAUGACGAUAUUUGCUUUAGAUGAUGUAUCGAUUUUCGCUAAUGGUGGACAUGCGUAUUUAACGAAUUUUAGGUUUCAUGUUGUGCCUAAUAAGAGGAUUAUGGCUGGGGAAAUGGUGAGUUUUACCUCGGGAAAUGUGUUGCCGACGUUAGAUGGAGAUGAGAAAUUGGUUGUAACUACUGCUGGUGGUGGAGGUGUGUUAGCUCCAAUGAAGAUUAAUUACGUGAGGAUUGUGCGUUUUGAUUUGCUUCAUAAUAGUAGGAUUGUUGUUCAUGGUAUAUCUGUUCCGUUUCCUCAUAUGCAUCAUCAAAUUAGUGAUGAUCAUAAAGGAUUUGUUGAUCAGAUGGAACAGCCACAGUCACAAGGGCAGUGUGAUGUUACUGGAAUUGGUGGAGUUUGUGACGUCAUUCAUGAGGGUUUUGCCCCAGCUGGCAUGGUGAUGGGGAAUAUUCAUGAAGAGCAUAUUGAAGGUCUUUGAAAUUACUUGAGUAGUGUUUUGUUGACUAAAUAGUAUGAACCUGUUAGAGUUAAUAAUUGAAUUUCACUUGAUCAUUCUUCUGAUUGUAAUUGCUUCUUCUCGUGCAAGUUACUUGAGUUCCGUUAUCUUUUGUAAAAUGAGGUUACCAUUUCUGAUAUGAAGAGCAUUUGUU